UAAGUAUAGCACACAUAACCUAGACGUUUCCGCUGCUCCUGAGACUUUCUAUUUUCUCGGUAGCUGUAACAUAAAUCGAGAAAAAUUUGUAAAGUUACAUUGACUUUAUAAAUCAGUGGAAUUUAUCAAGAGGCAUCUCGAUGCCGAAAUACUAUUGCGAUUAUUGCGACACUUAUUUAACCCAUGACUCGCCGAGCGUACGAAAGACCCAUUGUCAGGGUCGCAAGCAUAAGGAUAACGUGAAGUACUUCUACCAGAAAUGGAUGGAGGAACAGGCCCAGCACUUAAUCGAUGCGACAACGGCCGCAUUCAAGGCCGGCAAGAUUGCCUCCAACCCCUUCGCGGCCAACAAGGGAGCUGCGAUACCACCGCCGCCGAAUCUUGGUUCCAACCUUGGCUCGAGAUCCGGAGUACCGCCACAGGGACCUCCAGGAAUGAUGCCGCCACCGGGUAUGCAUCCAGCUGGCCCAAUGGGACCAGGAGGACCUAUGAUGAUGGGACCGCACGGACCGAUGCCACCUCCUAUGAUGGGCAUGAGACCACCUAUGAUGGGACCAAUGGGACCAAUGGGUCCUAUGAUGGGUCCCAUAGGUCCUAUGGGACACAUGAGACCACCGAUGAACGGACCUCCACCUCCAAUGGUUGGCCCACCACCAAUGAAAAAAUAACAAUCAGACUAAUGACUCUUAUUCUCUCAUGUCAUGUUGGAUUUGAUCAAAACAAAACUUUGAUUGUGGAUGUGGUGCGAUUACUAUAGUGGUGUUAUAUACACUAAAUUGCAUAUAUUACAUAUUUAAGAAUUUAGUACAAACUAUGGAAUUAGGAAUUUUCUACAACACUUUGAUUUAUAUUUAAAUGGUCCAUGAAUUUGUUCUCUAGUUAAUGUAACUUAAUAAUUUUUGGAUAGUAUAUUUUACUUCAUGCCAUUUCACAUUAAGUUAUAAUUAAAUAAAUGGAACUUCAACACUAAUAAUUAAAAAAUUUCUUUUAUAUAUCAAGGAAAACAUGCAGUUUGAAUAUAACUAUAUAAACUUUAAAUCGUUAAAUUUUAUUGCUAAGAUAUAAAUGUUGAUACAAUAGUAGACUAUUUAAUAAAAAUGAAUUCAAACAAUAAUAAACUUAUAAUUACCUUGA
Molecule: messenger RNA, 1134 nt
Organism: Monomorium pharaonis (pharaoh ant)
Lineage: Eukaryota; Metazoa; Arthropoda; Insecta; Hymenoptera; Formicidae
Gene: snRNP-U1-C
Product: U1 small nuclear ribonucleoprotein C
Exons: 1
Coding region: 141-668 (175 amino acids)
Biological process (GO): spliceosomal snRNP assembly; mRNA 5'-splice site recognition; mRNA splicing, via spliceosome
Cellular component (GO): U1 snRNP; nucleus
Molecular function (GO): zinc ion binding; pre-mRNA 5'-splice site binding
Source: RefSeq, a predicted model, not a curated record